AUGGACUACUGGAAGCUCGACUUAAAGAGGGAGAAGGAAGAGACGUUGGACUCGGGGAAGAAAGAAGUAACGGAGGAAGAAAAGUUUGAAGAAGCAUGGAGCCAAUUAAUAUAUUCUUAUGAUGUCCACAACAAUCCAUGGUUGACUUCCAUGUAUAAUAUCAAGGAGAAAUUGGCUUGGUGCUAUGUAAAGAAUGCUUGCACGCUAGGCAUGAGAAGUAUACAGCUUAAUGAAAGUGUGAAUGCUGAUGUAAAAAGAUGCACAACUCCAAAUUUAGAUAUCAAUGAAUUCUUUACCACUUUUGACAAAGUUGUUUCAGAGAAGCGAGACAAGGAAUUGAAACUUGAGUUUGAUUCCUGGCAAAAAAUUCCUAGGAUGGUCAAUCAGAGUAUGCCUAUAUUGCGUCAACUUGUGCUAACUUAUACCCCCAGUGCAUUUGACCUGUUCCAAGCACAAUGGGAUCUCCAAUUCUCUGUGAUGUUAACUCAACAUGAUGAAAAGGGACCAUUAUACAUAUACAUUGCCCACAUGAUUGAUGAAGAAGGGGAAUGGAGAAUUGAGUUUAAACCUAAUACACAUGAAAUAUCUUGCACUUGUGGAAUGUUUAAGACCACUAAGAUAUUGUGUUGUCAUGCAUUGAAGGUGUAUGAGUCAAAUGAUGUGAGAAUUAUGCCUGAGCAAUACAUUAUUAAGCGAUGGACCAGGGAAGCAAGGAGUGGUGUUGUGUAUGAUGUUAGGGGGAGUGAGAUACAAAGAGAUCCUAAACUUGAAAUCACAAGAAGAAUUAGACACUUAAUGUAUAAGAUGGCAGCUGAAGAAAAAGAAAACCCAUCACUUGAAGUCAUAGACAUUGCUGCAAAUUAUUCACAAAAAGCAAGCAUGGAGCAAGUGGAGGUGAUAAACAGCCGCCUCAGCAAAUUCUGUGACGCCUCAGGACAAAGAGUCAACCUAAGUAAAACAAAAGUCUUCUUCUCGCGCAAUGUUAAUCACACAAGAGCCACCCAACUGAGUGGAGCCUUCGGUUUCUCUCGCACUGUCAACCUUGGGAAGUACCUAAGUGUCCCGUUACAUCAUGAAAGAGUCACCUCAGAAACCCACUAG
Messenger RNA from Neltuma alba, 1101 nucleotides. Its product is annotated as protein FAR1-RELATED SEQUENCE 5-like. The record is from RefSeq and is a predicted model, not a curated record. Bases 1 to 1101 code for a protein of 366 amino acids. Gene Ontology annotation, molecular function: zinc ion binding. Gene Ontology annotation, biological process: regulation of DNA-templated transcription. Lineage: Eukaryota; Viridiplantae; Streptophyta; Magnoliopsida; Fabales; Fabaceae. The transcript is spliced from 4 exons.